Messenger RNA from Penicillium olsonii, 1641 nucleotides. The record is from the annotation of a GenBank genome assembly. Lineage: Eukaryota; Fungi; Ascomycota; Eurotiomycetes; Eurotiales; Aspergillaceae.
AUGAACGUCCCGGGGCCAAGGUCUGACUCCAAGACCAACAUCGAUGUUCCUACCAUUAGCCACGAGAGUAAUCAUGAACAUGUGGAUUUCAAACAUGCCAAAAAUGCCAACGGCGACACUGCUAUGGCGCUGUUCGAUGACCCGGACGAGUUGCACGAAGAAGUCGAUCCGGUCGAAGCAAGGAAGCUAUUGUGGAAGAUUGACUUCAUGAUUCUUCCCUACCUCGCCGUUUGCUAUGCUUUCUUUUACAUUGACAAGACAACUCUAAGCUAUGCUGCUAUCUUUGGUAUUCGCGAAGACCUCAACCUACAUGGUACACAGUAUAGCUGGCUGAGUAGUAUUUUCUACUUUGGAUUUUUGGUAUGGGCAUUUCCAACCAACUUUUUGAUGCAGCGUCUUCCGAUUGGGAAAUACUUGGGUGUCAACAUCUUCAUGUGGGGUGUCUUCCUGAUGAUACAAGCUGCCUGCAACAAUUUCACGACCCUCGCCGUGCUCCGAGCCCUGGGCGGUGCAGCCGAAGCCUGUGCUGAUCCUGCUUUCAUGCUCAUUACAAGCAUGUGGUACACACGCCGCGAGCAACCUGUCCGCCUUGGACUAUGGUAUACGGCAAAUGGUCUUGGUAUCGCUUUGGGUGGUCUUUUGGGCUAUGGAAUCGGUCAAAUUCGUGGCGCACUCCCAUCCUGGAAGUACGAGUUCAUUGUGAUUGGUGCUCUGUGUGCAGCCUGGGGCAUUGUCAUGUUCGUUUUUCUUCCCGAUUCACCCGUCACGGCAAAGGGACUUAGCAAGAGGGAGCGUCGAAUGGCCGUUGAACGUCUUCGAGAGAAUCAAACUGGCGUGGAGAACAAGAAUCUCAAGCCUUAUCAAAUCCUCGAGGCUCUCAUGGACUACAAGCUCUACAUGUUCUUUCUCCUGGGAGUUGUUUGCAACGUUCCAAACGGUGGUAUCUCGAACUUCGGAACUAUUAUCAUACAAGGAUUUGGAUAUUCAACACUGGUGACUACUCUCAUGCAGAUCCCCUACGGCUUCAUCAUCGCCAUUUCGAUCUUAUCGUGUGUCUUCUUGAAUGACCGUUUCGAGAACCGACGCUGCGUCUUUAUUUUGAUCUACCUGAUUCCCAACCUUGCUGGCGCCUUUGGCCUCCGCUUUGUUCCAACUCAACAUAGCGUCGGCCGAUUGAUCUGCUAUUAUUUGACAGGACCUUACAACGCCGCUUUCGUGCUUGUACUGAGUAUGCAAAUCGCAAAUACAGCCGGGCAUACCAAGAAAGUCGUCACCAACGCAGUUCUGUUCUUAGGCUACUGUACUGGCAAUAUCGCUGGGCCGUUUUUCUAUAAAUCCGAUCAAUCUCCCACAUACGAACUAGGCAUUUGGUCCAUGAUCGUUUCGCACUUGAUCGAGGUUGUUCUCAUUAGCUCUCUCGGUCUUUUGUUGCGCUGGGAGAACAAGAAGCGUGAUCGCAUUCAGUCCCAAAUGGAAGGAGGUCUCGAGGGAAGGGACUUGGAUUCCACUGCAUUCUUGGACCUGACAGACCGAGAAAAUCUCAAGUAUGUUCCCGGCUUGUUCCUUAUUGUGGCUUCCACAGAUUUUGCUAUUGGAGAAAGGGUACUGACACUAUUCACUAGCUUCCGGUAUAUUUACUAA